CCAAGCAAUGAUCAGCAUUGGUUUCUCUUUUCUACUGUCAUUUUUGAACACCGAAAGUGCACUCAACUCGUUUAUUGAACUCUGCAAAUGAGUACACUGUCAAGCGUAACCGUCAAGGCACACCUGGCAAACCACUUUCGACGAUUCACUCUUGAAGCGGGUGACAAAGGCUGCUACGUUUUACUAGUCAAAACUGCGAAAAAUGCAUUCAGUGUGCCCGGAAAUGCAGAUAUCCGGGUAGCGUACCUUGACGACGAAGGUGAUUGGAUUACAAUGUCGUCUGACGACGAGCUUGUUGACGCUUGCAAGCUUUUUGCGGGAGGAGAGGGAAGCAAUGUGGGUACUUUGAGAGUCAGGGUUGAACUAGUUACUUUACCUGUGGAAGCUUCGUCACACUCUGUGGACAGUGUGGAUCAGGGAGGGGAUCAAGGAAAAGAUCAAGAGACUGUGCAAACUCUAGAUCAGACCAAAGAAGAUGUCGUUGAUGAGCCUUCAACGAACCAAAGCAGUACAACGAGCGAAACCCCACAACCAGUCUACCCUCAGCCAGUUCCACAUCCCUUUUUUGAUACAUUCCACCCAGACUUUACCUCAUCUGGGAAUCGGUCUCCUGGGCGGUCAUCUCGUACAGAAAAGAGCGCUACCUAUGCAGAUACAGCCAAUAUGACAGUCUCUGAUUAUGUCAACGAAUUCCAUUUCUAUCGCCUUAUCAUCCAAACAACAAUCUCCCAGUCUCUCCGCUCCCUGUUCAACAGCCCGGAUCCCAAUAUGCCCAAUGGUCUGGAUGCGGCAGUCAACGAAUUUCAAUACCGGCGGAUAGUCAUUCAAACUGCUGUGGCAUCCGCUCUGCAUAACUUGUUUUCUGAGACAUCUGGAUCUCAAUCACAAGGCGCAUCUUCAUCCACGUCGCAAGCCAGUAACACCCCUCUCGAUUCAAUUCGCGCCACAGUCACUCCACUUCUUUCGUCGACUGCGACCGCCGCCGAAGCUUUGAUCGACCAUUUACACAGACAAUCCUGGAUUCUUGCUCAAAGAAUCCAGGAAGCCGUUCGUGAACAGCGCGAAAAUGAAGGGAUGAAGAGGAAGAGGGAUGCGGUGCGUAACGCUGCCAAAACGGUUUUGAGGAGUGUCGGGGCUUUCUUGGUUAAAGUCGGGGAAAGCAUGGUGGAGGAUCCUUUUACCGGGCUGGAAGUUCGGAGAGAGUGUGCCGCAGAUGAAGAGUCGAUUGGAACAGGACAAGAGGAAACUGCGAAUGAGAAUGUGACGGAAGGAAUGUCGGCCGAUGAGAAACCCGUUGAGGAGUCAAACGAACCUGAAUUAGCACGCAAUGAAGCAACACCUCAGCCGACUAUUCAUGAAGAAUCCGUGGAAACAGUCAUCGAAGAGCCCCGUAUCAUCGAAGACCGUAUACUAACUUCCCCAAUUCCUUUCCCACCUUCCAUCCAAUCACCAACCACCCCACCAUCGCCAUCCGAUCUCGUCCCACCCACCACACAGUCUCCAUCCGAUUCUACCGAGGUCUUGACAAUGUACCCACUCACAACGGACGAGUCGGACGAUUUUAUUCUGAUUGAUGAGCAUGAGGAAAUGGAUGAGGAGGAGGCGGAUGAACAUAUGAGGAGCUCAACUUUGGUUUAUCCUAUUUUGUAGACAAGGAGGGUAGGGUUUGGGUUUCAUGGUGAAAUCAUAUUAUGUUGCAUAAUUUUUCAAAGUUUGGAACAUUUAUCUUUGCAUUUUUCGUUUGUUCAUGUUUUUGUUUGGGUAAAGGAUAUUCUGUAUUGUAAAUGAUCAUAUUCAGUAUUUGCGUUCGUUAAAGCUCUCCUCGCG
This is a messenger RNA of Spizellomyces punctatus DAOM BR117, 1827 nucleotides long. RefSeq lists its product as uncharacterized. Gene Ontology annotation, molecular function: protein binding. The transcript is spliced from 5 exons. The record is from RefSeq and is a predicted model, not a curated record. NCBI's taxonomy places the organism in Eukaryota, Fungi, Chytridiomycota, Chytridiomycetes, Spizellomycetales, Spizellomycetaceae. The coding region runs from base 88 to 1650 and encodes 520 amino acids.